Messenger RNA from Lethenteron reissneri (Far Eastern brook lamprey), 7566 nucleotides. Its product is annotated as mitogen-activated protein kinase kinase kinase 13-like. Gene Ontology annotation, cellular component: cytoplasm. Gene Ontology annotation, biological process: protein phosphorylation. Gene Ontology annotation, molecular function: ATP binding; protein serine/threonine kinase activity. The record is from RefSeq and is a predicted model, not a curated record. Lineage: Eukaryota; Metazoa; Chordata; Hyperoartia; Petromyzontiformes; Petromyzontidae.
AGACGCGGCGGCGGAGGAGGAGGAGGAGACGGGACACGAGAGACAGAGAGAGAGCGAGAGACAGAGAGAGCGAGACAGCGAGACAGAGAGAACGAGAGACAGAGAGAGAGAGACACCGGUGGACAGAGGCACCGCGCGUAGCUCAGAUCCCGGCCAAUACAUCGGCGUGCGUGCGAGGGAGCGUGCGGGCGCUGCCAAACGAGAAGACAUAUUCGUGCGCGCGGACGGACGGACGAACGGAAGAGGCGAGCAGAUCAACAAGGGGGGGGGGGGGAGACGGGCGGACCGGCCGAUCGCUGGACACGUACAGGCGGCUGGUCGGGCGGACGAGGAGGGCUGAAGGAGGGGGGGGGGGGCAGGCAAGCAGGCGAACGGACCGCGCAGUGCGGAUAAGGGGUCCCGCAGACGGGCCGACGGGCUGAUAAGCGGGCAAGGCGGUGAGCGGAGCGACGGCCGAAGGCGAGCGGGGGCACGCGGAAGAUGGACGGAGCGAAUCCCGCAUCUCUCCCGAUGACGACGUAGCCGCGAAGAGGUAGGCCAAAGUUCCACGCUCUCCUCCGCUCUCUGCUCUCCUUCGCUCUCCGCACGUCGCCAUGCACACGCAGAGCGGCCGCGGUGGCCCCCCUGUGAUGCUGGGGGGCGAGCCGGCCCCCCAGCGCCCGGCGGCUGCCCCCCCUCCGACCGACAUCGUGGCUUGCACGCUGGGGCCCCCCGACGGUUCCCGGGGUCCCCGCCGCGGCGUCUCCCCGAGCAAGCCUGGCGACGACCGCGGCUUCACGGAAAUCUGCGUGAAGGAGCCGGACGCGACGAAGCAGCAGCGGCAGCAGCAGCAGCAGCGGGAGGUGGAUGGAGACCGAUUGGCAUUGCUUUCGUCAUCUCCGGAGGAGCUGGCGUCCGCGGGCCGGGCGAUGAGCGCCGGGCUCUUGUGCCGGCGCCAGGAGGUGGCGUUGGGCGACGGCGAUGCCGGCGCCGGUGGGGACAGCCUCGUCACGCUCACCAUCCUUGACGGGGGCGGCGAGGACGCGGGAGAGGGCGGCGCGCGGGGCCGCCCCCCCACGGAUUGCCGGCGCCCGGAGGUUGGCGGCAAAGGGGGCGGUGGCGGCGGCAACGUGGGGGAGGGCGGCAACGCCGGCCUCCGCGACGCGACCACGGUGGAGCUGCCCUCUUCCAAUUCGUCAUCGUCAACAUCCUCAUCUUCUUCUUCGCGGAGAGUCGCUACCUCCGUUCCCGGAGGUGGCGACUUGGUGCGGCUGCCCCGGAGCGACCUUAGGGACGAAGAUGUUUACGACGAUGACGAAGGGCAGGAGGAGGCGGAGGAGGAGGAGGAGGAUGAGGCGGAGGAUGAAGGCAAGAAGGAGUACGGAGAGGGGCAGCCGAACGGCGGGCGCGGGGACGGCGGCGAGAGCAGCCUCGAGGGCAUGCGGAGGAAGAUGCAGCGCAGCAAGUCGACGGGCGGCAGCUUCCUGGAGGGGCUGCUCGGAUGCCUGCGGCCUGUGUGGAGCAUCCUGGGCAAGGCCUACUCCACCGAGUACAAGCUCCAGCAGCAAGACAAGUGGGAGGUGGCAUUCGAGGAGAUAGCAGAGCUGCAGUGGCUGGGCAGCGGCGCUCAGGGCGCCGUCUUCCUGGGCAAGUUCCGCGGCGAGGAGGUCGCCAUCAAGAAGGUGCGCGAGCAGCGCGAGACGGACAUCAAGCCGCUGCGCAAGCUGAAGCACCCCAACAUCAUCGCCUUCAAGGGCGUGUGCACUCAGGCACCGUGCUUCUGCAUCAUCAUGGAGUACUGCGCGCAGGGGCAGCUGUUUGAGGUGCUGCGCGUGGGCCGCCUCGUGUCCCCGCGCCUCCUCGUCGACUGGACAUGCGGGAUCGCGAGCGGCAUGCACUACCUGCACACCCACAAGAUCGUCCACCGCGACCUCAAGUCGCCCAACGUGCUGGUGACCCAAGACGACAAGGUGAAGAUCUCCGACUUCGGGACGUCCAAGGAGAUGAGUGACAAAAGCACCAAGAUGUCGUUUGCCGGCACGGUGGCGUGGAUGGCGCCGGAGGUGAUCCGCAACGAGCCCGUCUCCGAGAAGGUGGACAUCUGGUCGUUCGGCGUGGUGCUGUGGGAGCUGCUCACCGGGGAGGUUCCCUACCGCGACGUCGACUCGUCAGCCAUCAUCUGGGGCGUGGGCAGCAACAGCCUCCACCUGCCAGUCCCCGCCUCCUGCCCUGACGGUUUCUCCCUGCUGCUGCAGCAGUGCUGGAACAGCAAACCACGGAACCGGCCGUCGUUCCGGCAGAUCCUGUUACACCUGGACAUCGCAGCGGCGGACGUCCUCGCCACGCCGCACGAGACGUACUUCCAGUCGCAGGCGGAGUGGCGGGAGGAGGUGCGCGCACACUUUGAGAAGAUCAAGAGCGAGGGCACCUGCAUCCAGCGCCUCGACGACGAGCUCAUCCGACGCCGGCGCCAUGAGCUCCGGCACGCCCUGGACAUCCGCGAGCACUACGAGCGCAAGCUGGAGCGAGCCAACAACCUCUACCUGGAGCUCAGCGCUGUCAUGGUGCAGCUCGAGGCCUGGGAAAAGGACCUACUCAGGCGUGAACAGGACCUGGAGAGAAAGUACCCCGGCGUUUACAAGCGGCUCCCGGCUCGUCCGGCCCUCCGGCCAUCGGCCGUUGAGCGUCUCAUCAAGAAAAAACCCUCGACCCACAAACCCUCGUCGCACGGACGCAGGUGGGGUCACGCGGGGCGUGACAGCAGACCCGACCUGCUGCGCUCGGAGGGAAUUCCCGGCAGCAUGGAAUCAAGCCCCGUGCCGUCUCGCGCGCCGCCCGCGCCCCCCGUCGCGUCUGCCGUGCCCCACAAGCCGCAGCUGUCCACGCCGCCUGGCAAGGGCCGCUACCGGGGCCGCGCACGCCACCGCCGCACCAACAGCCGGGGCAGCCACGGCGACUUCUCCUGGCUGGUGGCGCUGCCUCGGCCCGACGCCGACAGCGCGGCGAACGGGACGCCCGCCCGGCACCGUCGAGACGACGGUGCCGAUCUCGCGGAGGACGGCGCGCGUGGUGCCCCCGCACCGCCGCGGCCUUGCGCCGACCCCGACCUCGUCGGCGCGGCCAGGAUCGGCGCCGGGAGGAUCGACGAUGACGGCGCCCCGCGGCCGGACGGCGACCCGCGGCGAGCGGAGGCCGGCGGUGGCGGCGGGAGCGAUGCCGCAGCGGGCCACGGCGUUGGUUCGGCGAGCCAGCCGCCGCGAGUUUCCGGAGCGGCGGCAAUGCUGCCCGGUCGCGGUAGCAGGGCGGACGCGCCUCAUGACGUCACCGCAGCAAGUGUAGCGGGGAAGCAUCUCAGGCUGCAACAGCGCACGAGCGCCGACGCGGCCCAACCGGAUUCGUCCGAGGAGGAGGAAGGGGAGGUGGACAGCGAAAUCGACUUCCCACGCAGGCAGAGGCCACACCGGUGCGUCAGCGGCUUCCAGUCAUACUCCACGUUCAGCUCCGAGAACCUGUCGGCGUCGGACGACCUGGAGGAGGGCAACACCAGCGACCAGUCGGAGCCGCCCCCGCCCACUCAUGCCCCGGUGCCCCAGCCGGCCCGACCCUUGACCCCGCCGCGGGGAGCGGGUGGUGGCACGGGGGCCACCGAGGAUGGGCGCGAUCGUCGGCGGUGCGACGACGAAGACGACGAAGAUGAGUUUGACGACGAGGAGGAGGAUGGCAGCGGGCGAGGGCUUGCGUCCAAGUCCCCCGAGGUCCCCAUCGAGAUCUCGACUCAGUCGGACGGGCUGUCCGACAAGGAGACGGCCGUGCGGCGCGUCAAGACGCAGAUCUCGCUGGGCAAGCUGGCGCGCGACGAGAUUAUGCACCCGCCGGUGCCCAGCCCCGUGCAGAGCGCGUUGGCCUUCCGUGACUCGGGCUCAGACACCUCGGAGGGCGAGGCCUCCGACUCCACCGUGGCCACAGCCAGGGCUCGCGUCUUCAGUUGGUGACCCCUUGACUCCCAGCCACCGAGGUGGACGUCACGUCCCGGGACCUCACAUCAGCAUGGCUCAACAUCGGCGCACAGCCUCGCCUCCCACGCAAUGCGACGCCGACUCCCGAACUUUGUGUUCAAACUUCCAUUUUUUUCAACCACUCGCUCAAACAUUCCCACCGAUUCUCGCCCAAACCUCAUUCCCCUUCAACCGCUUACAACGCAACCCAAAAGCUUCCCGGCGUUGCUCCCUGUAUUGUGGUUUUACAAAAUCACCAUCACCUUCACGCACGCACUGCUCACCACCACCAACCAUUUCUCACCACCCACCCCCAUACACGGUUGGACGGGGCCAAUUUGCAACUGGAAAUUAUCCCGGUAAACUUGUCGUCGCAUUUGGCAACGUCGCACUUGGCCCAACGUCAUUAAGGAAUCAUCAGCUCAGCAAGUCGUCAGCAGCACGGUGUUUUCGCACUUGAGGAUGCUUUCCUUUGUCGUCCCCACGCUCGCAUCGCUGCAGACCACAUUGCACGCCAUCAAGAUGACGUAGCUCUGCUUCUUGGUCGCUGACAAUUUGCUGUCCCACAGGUUUUGCAAUUUACGUAAUCUGAUUUUCGGAGCAGCAGCGUCUUUACUAAAAACUCCUCAAGGGAGCAACGCAGUGAUGUACGUAUCACGUGUGCAGGUGGUUCACCUACACCGGGGCCCACAGCUCUGAGGGGCCCAGGCCACGGGCUACAAAGAUGGGCGAGGGAAAUGGACAGCCCCUCCCAUUUCAUUCAGCGCACCAGGGUCCAUGCCAACCACGCUACACCACUGGGGGCCAUCCGCCCCGUCUUAGUUGUACACUCUGCCUAUGCACGAGCGUUUCCUUUACUGCUUCAACAUGUCCAUGGGCUGUAUUAUCAAGCCAGCUCAGUCUCCGCCACUUGUGUGUGUCCUGUUUAACAAAUUGGCAGCACAACGCCAGCAAGCUCACUGUUUGUCCUGAAGCACUCGGCUCCCAUCAUGCCGUUCGUAUUUUAUGUCGACGGAGUCGGUGAACAUUUCCCGUGCACACCAAUUUGCACUGAGUGGCUCCGCUUGACGAUUCCAAUUUUUACGAUGAUGUAACAUGUGUGCAGGGGAAGGGAAGUCGAUCAAGACGCCGGCCCUCAUUUGCUAGGCUGCGACAGCGAGUACGCAUCACAGUUUAGUGACGCGGACACUCAUUCCUAUUUAUUUGUUAUGGUCCGAGGAAAUGUAUCCAAACGCGAACUGUAUGACAUGCAAAACAAAUGUCUCAUAGUUGUAAAAACACAACACAGGUUGUGUGUUCCGGGUUUAUCUAACACAAAUUUGAAAUUUUCGGUAAUGAAGAAAAAAUAUUUUAAAUUAAAUUUAAAGCUUUCGUGAAUGCAGGGAUUCAUCUUCUUGGUUCUUUCGGUAAAGUCACGUAUUAUUUCCCUUCUACGUGACUACCGAAAGAACCAAGAAGAUUAAAAAUUCAUGCAAAAUAACUUAAAGUGUUUUUUUUGUCGCCGAUAUGUAUUUGUUUUUGAGUGAGGCCACGUAGUAGAUUUAGGCAAAAAUUCUUAUCAUUAACCCUCAGCCACCCGACAACAUUGCCACGUUUACAAAAAUAUUAAAUUCAGCAGUGAAAAUUCUGAAGCCAAACGUGGAAAUCUUGUCGGGUGUUGCCGGAUUCAUGACAAGAAUCUUGCCCACAAAACUACCACCACGUGUAGCCUAAUGCAAAAACAAAUGUGGCUCCCAUAAGAGAUGUUUAUUUUUCUGGCCAUGUUUUUCCGUCGUGUGGAACACUACAGAGCUGCGCUCGAACCCCCGCAAGCUCCACCGCUCGCGCACACACUCUCUCAUCAUGGCUUUGUCAUCUGCACCCAGGUGACAAAGAUCACAGGACGUCCGCUGAUGCGAGCGCCAGUUGUUUGCUUCGCGGGUGCCAGUGAGCUCGAUAGCCACGGGCACGGCGUGAACGAUCGAGGGAGCGUGAAAAGUAGGAGCGUGACGCUGCCUCCCUAAACUGAGCGUGGCUCUCACAUUGGCCCGUGGUGUUUUCGAGAGACUGGACACCGGUAAACAAAAAAAUUUACACACGCGCGUGCGUAUAAAUUGAUCAACGAACACUUGGGGGGGUAAUUUUCGUGUUGGCGGAAACACAUUUUUGCGUCACAUUUUGGUUGGGAGAAAAAUUGGCAAAUGUGCUGGAAAAUUGUGAUUUUCUUUUUAUUCAAUUGGGGAAAAGAUACGAGACUUCAUCCUCUGCAGUGGACAUUGCAGCAAGAUCUAUUGUACUGUCCUAUCCCCCCCAACGACUGCUCGCAGCCUUUACUAACCCUCACGGUGAUGUAUGGUCAAAUAACAUCUCAAGAUCUGCACGGCGUAAUAAGGCCCUGAUCCAGCAGUGUAUUUGCACAAGGGCUUAAAGUGUACAUCGGAAGAAUAUGCCCUUUUUAACACGUAGGCUUUCGCGACCAAUUUUAUCCAUCAUAGAGGCUAAUGAUAGAUGUCCAUUGUAAUGUAUAUGACGACAUUAAUCCCCCUCUAGUCUUUGCACCUGAUUAGCUCACAGUGACGACAUCACAUUUAUCCCUCUAUUUAAGACCGAAACAGGAAGAAUUAUCCACAAUUCUGGCUGUCACCUGAUGAGGCUGCUUGGAAUUACCGGCAAAGCAUUGCAGUCGAAUUGUAAAUUCUGUGGGUUUACUCUCCAACACACCGGUGUGCUGAACUAGUAACUGAUUGGCAUAUUUUGUUUGCAUGCCAAACCUUACUAAUUGGCUGUGUCGGGUGGUCGCGGGUUUAACGACACAUUUAUAAUUAUCCAAUUUAACCAAAAAAAAAGCCUUGUGUAGAAUAUGCCCUUCCGCUGGCGUGCACGUGCCAAACCCCACGUGUUCAUUUGGAAAUCUAUUUUCAAUUGGCAAGUACUGCAUGUGUAAAUUAUGAGUCCCGGUUUAAGUUCGUGACAGCUUCGGGAGUUACUGUCCAGUCUGCCAUAAAACGGGCGUCGAUUGCAGUUGCUCGCAAUACGGUCCGUUGUUUGGUUCGGGCAGCUGCAGUCACACUGAAGGUCACCUUUAACUUCCCACUUGUGGAGGGAGGUGGGCGCAGCAAACCAGUCGCUGUUCUGAAGCGGUGAAUGGAGCGCCGCAGGUUUUCUUGGCAGAUCAAAGCCGUGCGGAGCAGUGGUGGGCUCCUCCGAGGAGGGUUUGAUUAUGAACCUCGGCAGAACUCCACAGCGUUCGCCGCGGUUUUCAUUCGACCCUGGUAUUGAUGGUCAUUGUGUAAGACGAGCGGCAACGACGAUCCAUUGCAGUGGCUGCGCUCCGCACGCAGCCCCACACUGAACUCCACCACCACGAGGACUUUGUUUCAGUCGUGUCUGUCCAGCUCAAUGACUUGGAAAAUAUAUACACAUUCCUGCGGAGGGAGCUGGUAGGAACGUUGGGUUGCUCGGUCAGUGGCCAGGGUCAACGGCAGCGUGGUGUAUUCCGCAAAUAUGCCCGCCUGUGAGGGUGGGCACAAGCCGGCGUGAGUAGGUUAAACGUUGAGUUGUAUAAGGGCACCACGGGGUGACCAGCCCCUCCCCACCCAGCCCCACCCCUCCC